Molecule: messenger RNA, 6923 nt
Organism: Xyrauchen texanus (razorback sucker)
Lineage: Eukaryota; Metazoa; Chordata; Actinopteri; Cypriniformes; Catostomidae
Gene: rab11fip3
Product: RAB11 family interacting protein 3 (class II)
Exons: 14
Coding region: 1-4455 (1484 amino acids)
Biological process (GO): endocytic recycling; regulation of cytokinesis
Cellular component (GO): midbody; cleavage furrow; recycling endosome membrane
Molecular function (GO): calcium ion binding
Source: RefSeq, a predicted model, not a curated record
AUGGAGCAAGUUCUCUCCAGCCCUCAAGGGUGUUCCGAGUGGGAGGUGAGUGGGACGGGAGAGUGGGAAUCUGACCAGAAUCCCCUUGGAUUUUUCCUCAUGGAUAAAGAUAACAGUUCUGUUGGUGAUUCUACAGAGAAUAUUGUCAGGCAUCAAACGCCCCUGAGCUUUGAUAAUAUUUUUCAGGAGAAUGCCAUAAACUUAGAUGACUUAUUUUGGACCUCUCAUUAUUCCGGGCAGACCUAUAAAUGGCAAAAUGAUCUGGAAUGUGUCUGUCCUGAAUGGGAGACUCAGUCUUCUCAUCCCCAAGACCUCAAAGGUGAGGGAUGUCCUGGAAGUUCAGAUGUUGUUGCUGGGGAUCUCAUCAGUUUUAAUUCUUUGUCUACAAGUCCUACAUUCUCAAAAAGACCUGUGCAGACUCAAAAUAGCCUAUGUGACUCUCCUGAGCAGGUUUUCAUGGAACCCACAGAGGAUACUGCCACCAUAAACCCUUUAGAAAUACAUUCAGAUGGGCCAGACAUUGCCAACUUUGGCUUUCAGACAGAGAAAACAAUAUUGCAAGAAACCAACCUUGUGCUUGACGACACACCUUUAAGAAACUGUGAAUUUAGCCAUAAUUCCCAAGCGGAAUGGACAUUUGUGAAUGAGAGCAGUCAGAGCUCACUUCCACAUGGGACUAAUAUGACUUUGGGAUCUGAAGGCUUGUUGUCUGUCUCUCCAGUAGAGGUGUCAUUUACCGAUACACAUUCAAAUCCCAAGCCUUUAACACCAUGUCUGACACCAUCCAAACAAAGCUACCUCAAAUCCUCUGCACUCCCUCAUGAGCCCAUCCCUCUGGUGACAUGUGCCGAACCACUUGUCCCAUCAUAUCAUGAUGGCAGUGCACUCCUUCCAACGGAUGAGGUAGAGAUUUUGUUACCCAAGCUGUUUGCUGGAGGUCUGUACAGCUCUGAACAGGAGAGUAAUAAACCCUCGAGUAGUAACAAGACCCUUGACAAUGAUCCCCAGAGCCAGGAGAGAACAGACGCCAACAUAGAAACCAGUGAAGAAUCUAAACCACCUUCAUUUGGGUCAGAGACUGUUUGGGAGAGUCUUUUAGUACAGUCUUACAUAUCACCUGAACCUUUUGAGGAAAUUUUACCUGAUUCAUCUACAGAGUACACAUCUGACAUAACGUUGGAAAUGGUAGGUAAAGAGGUAAGGGAAGAGGCCAAGCAAAAUGCUGACAACAGUCUGUCUGAUGCUAAUACAGAACUCAAUUCAAUCACCCAUAUACAUUUACAAGUUGAAAGUCCUUUAACAGAAAGCCCACCUGAGAGUGAGGCACCAAUGGUGUCCAAAUCAGCCUUACUAGUCAGCACACCUGAACAUUAUGCCUUACUUGAGCUCUCAUCUGAGUUUGACACCUUGUCAUUGGUCCACAGUCAGGCUACACCCAAAACCAAUGUUGAAGCCUUGUCUGAGUUGAACCAUGACAAAAAUGGAGACCUUAUUCCUGACUUCAUGUUUGACAUUUUGACAAUUGACAGUGUCUCUUGCGGAGAUGUACCAUCUUCAGACUGUUUAUCUGUUGAAACGGACAACGCACAGCCGACAACAGAACAGGAUCAACAGUGUGAUCCAAACUCACCUGAUCUCAUAUCUGACACACUCACAAAUGAAUUUCAGAAUGAAAUAAUGACUCCAGAAAUAGACAACUCAGACGGUGGCCUCAAGGCAACAGAGAUACUGUGUGCAGACAACGCAACACAUAACAUUGAGGAGCCAAACACACUUUCACAUUUCCAAAAUCAGCAGGUUACCACUCUCAAGAGUGAGUCAGACAAAUUGCAAAAAAACAUUAAUUCACCGUUGCUUUGCAGUAGUGCUUUAAACUUAGAUAGCAGCAUAGCUGAUAACAAUCAAGAAUCAAAUACAAUUAUUGAAGUCUGUCAGGAACAAAUCACCAUUCAACAAAAUCCUCAGAGCGCACUUGCGGAAAAUCUUAUGCCUGUGGACCAACUGAAUGACAACUUGACUGCGAAAUCAAGUGCGCUUGUAAAAGAUACACCUGAAGAAAAUGUAACACCUCACCAUGACGGUCACAAUACACUGCUGAAUCUCGGGAAUAAACUUUACUGUGUGUCUUUACAAGAAGAGGAGAUAUCAGAUUGCAGAAUGUCAACUCAGAAUCAAGUAAUUCCUGAUUGUGCAAGUAAUCCUGAUUCUGUAGAGUCCACUCCCUUUACCUGUACAGGAGAUCAACUGACCAUGACGGGUGGACUUAUGGAGCGGGAUCAAGGAGAGACCAAAGAGACUUCUAGCCAAUUGAGUGAGGCUACAGUAGAGGGAGCCCUGCCUACACAUCAGGAGGAUAUCACACAUCAGGUGAUACUAUCACAGAUAGACCUGCCACAGGAACAAGUGAGUUCAGUGGCCCCCAGCUCUCCUUCACAUAGAAAUGUCUUUCCCUGUGGACCUAGUCUGGACAGAGAGGCCUACCUGACCUCAAUGGAGAAUAAUCCUGAUACUUCCAACAUUCCCAAACAUGCAGAAAUGAAUCUGGAUCUUUGCAAGGCCUCUGAUGCUCUGCCAAUCAAGUCACUCCAUGACCAGAGAGUCCCUGUGGAUUUGAUAAAUGUGCCUAUAGUUUCUUCAUCAGCCUGUAGAGAUGAGGAACAGUCAGCCCUCCGAGCAGUUUUCCAGGCUUUGGAUCAGGACAGAGAUGGAUUUGUCCAAAUAGAGGAAUUUAUAGACUUCGCAAGAGCAUAUGGAGCCGAACAGGUGAAGGAUCUGACACGGUUCUUGGAUCCCAGCGGUCUGGGUGUGAUCAGUUUUGAGGAUUUCCACAGAGGCAUCAGCGCAAUUAGCAGUGAAGGUUCUGAUCCAGAUAUUUACAAGACUCAGUUCAGUGCAGUGGAAGCCAAUGGACCUCCAGAGGAGUAUGAUGAGCAGGCGGAGGUCUCUGACAGUGCCUAUCUGGGGUCGGAGAGCGCUUACAGUGAGUGUGAAACGUUCACGGAUGAGGACACGACGGCUCUCGUUCAUCCAGAACUCCAUGAGGAUGUGGAGACAGACAGCGGCAUUGAAAACACACUUACAGAUGGAGAUGACCGCAACAGGUUCACCCUGGGCUCUGAUUUGAAUGGCCAUACCCUAGUGGCCGUGAUUGCAGGAGAGGAGGAGCACUUUGAGGAUUUUGGAGAGAGUAAAAACACGUCAGACCUGCCGCUGUUCCAUCAGGAGGAGGGGAGGAUGGCUCCAGAGGGGGAGGGAGAUGCAGAGCCACAACCACACUUGGACAGUCCACUGCCCCGCCCACUGAUGCUGCUGUCACCUAGCCCCAGCUCUUUUCCUGCUAGUUUUCAGAGUUUCCUUCAGUCUGAGGCGAUGGACUUUUUCUGCACUCACUGUCAUAAGCAAAUCAGUCGUCUGGAGGAUCUGUCCACUCGACUGCACUUACUAGAGAUGAAUAGUUCCAGUAAGAGACUGUCCAGUAAGAAAGCAGCAAGACAUUUGCAGCAGUCCAGCACUCUAGAUGUAAUGGGAGAUCUGACAAAUGAAAUUUUGGAUCUUGCGGAUCGGGACAUCACUGACAAGGUGUUACUGUUGGAGAAACGUGUGUGUGAGCUAGAGAAGGAUUCGUCGGAGAGCGAAGAGCAGCAUGCACGUUUGCGACAGGAGAAUCUUACGCUUGUCCAUCGUGCAAACGCUCUGGAGGAACAACUGAAAGAACAGGAGCUGCACGCAGAGGAGAACUUACUUGUACACACUCGUAAACACAGAGAUGCUCUGACCAAACUAGAGCGAGACAGAGAUGUGGAGAUCGAAAACCUUCAAGCCAGGUUACAACAGUUGGACGAGGAGAAUAGUGAGCUGAGGUCAUGUGUUCCCUGCCUGAGAGCCAACAUAGAGAGACUGGAGGAGGAAAAGAGGAAACUCCAGGAUGAGGUGGAGGAUGUCACUGAUCGAUUAAACGAAGAAAUCGAGUCCCGCACUAAAAUGUCAGAUAAACUGAGCCAUGAACGUCAUACCAACCAGAAAGAGAAGGAGUGUACUCAGGGGUUGAUCGAGGACUUGAGAAAGCAGCUGGAACACCUGCAGCUGUUUAAGCUGGAGACAGAAGCAAGAAGAGGCAGAUCGGCAAGCUCAGGUCUCCAGGAAUACAACACACACAUGAGAGAGAAUGAACUCGAUCAGGAGAUACGCCGACUCAAACAGGACAAUCGCAGUCUGAAGGAACAGAACGAUGAGUUGAAUGGUCAGAUUAUUAAUCUGAGUAUCCAGGGAGCAAAGAGUCUCUUUACCGAGUCUCUCUCCGAAUCCCUCGCCUCCGAGAUCAACAACGUCUCCCGCACCGAGUUGAUGGAGGCGGUCCAUAAACAGGAGGAGAUCAACUUCCGUCUGCAGGAUUAUAUCGACCGCAUCAUCGUCGCAAUCAUGGAAUGCAACCCCUCCAUCCUGGAGGUCAAAUAAUCGCUGUGAUUGAUGACCUCUAACAUGACCCUACCAUUCUAGGGUCAUUUAUAAACUGUAACAACUUCAGUGGGGAGGAGAAAGGCAUAUUCGAUAGACCUGGGAAGGAUGGGAAGAAUUCAUUCACUAUGUUGAUCAAACAUUGCUUUUACACAUAUAGAAAAUUCUGUAAUAUGUCAGAGCACUGUCUUGAUGUAUGAGUGUGUGAUUGGUCCUUUCUUUACUGCAAAAAAUAAUUUUCUUGAUCAGUAUUUUCAUCUUUCGUUGUUUAGUAACAAUAUCUAAAUGUCCUCAAAACAAAAUAGAUUAACCUGAAAAGCAAAAUUGCAAAAGCUAUUAAGCCUACAUAAAAUGUAUUUCUUGAAUUAGGUUUAUUUUUCUAACCCCAUUGGCAAAUUGUUUCAUCUUGUUUUAGGCAUAAAUCUAACAAAUUUUAGUGAGGUUUAUCUUCCAAAUAGGUCAGCAAAAUAAACAUAAUUUAAGAUUAAUAUGCCUUAUUAUCUCACACAAGAAGAUAUAUCUUUUUUUAAAGGACGCUUAAAUAUUUUUACUGCAAGACGUGACAAAAAUAGAUUAUUUCUUGCAGUGUUUUGGUUCCUGUGACUUCCCUAUGUUGGGGUUGAGGGACCUAUUUCCCCUGUUCAUGUGUGCAAAAUAAUGUGUGUUUACUCUGAAUGUCAGUGUGCAUAAUCUUUUAAUUCAUGCAAAAAACAUGCAUAUGCAGUAGUAUUAAGUUAAAUAUCAGUGUAAUUCUGGGUAAAACAGUCACACCUUUAGCCCAUUUGAGGGACAUUUGCUGGCCUGAGGGAUAAAGGUGUGUAUUUGUUGCAUUUGACUGUUGUUAUGAUAUAGCUCUUAAAAGAGUUUGAUGACCACAGGUUUGUUUUGCUGAAAUCAGCAUCUUAAAUGUUAGUUAUAUAGUUCUUGUUUUUCUUUUACAUUUUUUAUUUAUUAUGAUGCAAAGGAACAAAGAGACCAGCUUCGACAAAUCCUCAUGUAUGUGAGGGUGUUGAAGUGGUGCAUUGUGGGUAAUCUUGUCGGUCCUGUGCAAUUUCUUGCAGAGUUGCACAGCUGAAUAUCCAUCUGCCUCUUUGAUCCGGGAUUAUUUCAGGAAUACUUUGACAAAGAGAUGUAUUAACUUAGAAAUGUUCACUGGAGCAAACUAUGAAUUGCACUCUUGAUAUUUUUAGAGAAACUGUACUUUACUAUUUAAAAAAAACAGCAAGAACUGCAUAAAGUUAAAAUAAGGUGAAUCAAAAAGUGAAGCUGUUUUAAAGGAAGAUGAAAAAGAAGGUUAUUGCUGUGGAAAAGGGGACACUUUUAUUCUUCUGCAGCAUCAAGCACUGAAAGUAACUCAGACAAGAGAAAUGAGACUUUUCAACACUUCUAUCGUUCCUGUACUCAAUAUUAAUCUACAACAUUUGUAUCAUCCUGUCAUUGUUUUUCACCAUUUUUAUGGACCAUAAGAAAUGAGAUUGUUCAAUUUUGUCUUCCACAAGAGAAAUCUUUCACCAUUUGUUCCAGUGCUUCAUUAUGGACAGACAUUUCUCUCAUCAGGGAGAAGCCUGUUUGAUUUAAUAGAUUUUUCUGGGAGGAACGGCCAGUUUUCAGGAUUGAGAUUCCAGUGGAGAGAAUUUUUAUUUUAUUUUCAAUUAUAAAAGAUUGAAUGCUGUCCUCGGAUGAGACUUUUUGGAUUGUGCAAACACCGCGAUCUCUUUCUUUGUACAGCUUGUGCACGCUGCACAUUUUGUUUUCCUGUUCCCUUUAUUCUGACAAAAAUAUCUCAAUUUUGUUGCAUCGGAUUAGUUCAUAUGAGGGUUGUUUUUUCAAAGAGGAUGGUGGAAUACAUUUAAGGACAACUCCUCGGUCUUCAGCGUCAUUGACCAAAGAAGGAUCUAACCUUCUCGUCCAAGCGGUCCACUGCUGUUAUUGUCUAUAUGGCUGUUUUAGAGCUACUGUAACUAUUCAGAUGAACACACUGAAGUAUGGGAACAUUUCUGCCUAUAUGAACUUUGGGCUUGUAUGUGUCUUCAGCUGUCUCAUUUCUUAAUAUACUUACAGAGACAAUAAGGGAAGAACUGCAUUUAGUGCUAUUGAUCUGAUCUGUGUAAGGACACAAUCUCUCAUGUCAACACACAUUUCCAGUGUCCAAAGAAAUCAUUUCACAGCUUAGGAGAUCUGCUUGCCACUUAGACUUCAAAAGACUAAUAAUAACUGUAAAUAAGUGUUAAUUAAAAAAAUAAAAUAGAACUGAAGGACUCCAUAAUGAAGUAUAAAAAUGUACAAAAUGAUGUUUACUCUUAAUUGCUAAGGUAACUGUAUAAAUGACAAAUAUCAGUAUUGUCUUCUGUUGAAUGAUUUGCUUUAUUUUGAAGAUGCCCCCCCAAGAUGUAUCUUUUACUGUUCGGGGUCUUAUAGAUUUUCAAAUAAUUGUAUGAAGCUUAAAGAGAAGUGAAAAUAAAAUUAGU